AUGAUUCGCAAUAUUCUUCUCUCAGCGCUCUGCAUCCUUCCCUCUCUCGUCUCAGCCGGGAACUACUCCAACCCCUUGAAAGCCAACAACGCCGGCGACCCCAACAUCGUCUACGAGAAUGGCUGGUACUACCUCAUGUCUACCACCGGCGCCGACUUGCAGAUGACAAGGGCACAUACUCUCGAUGGGCUGAAACAGGGUGAGAGAAAGCAGGUGUUUAAGGAUAGUACGCCGUCGAGAUGCUGCAAUGUUUGGGCGCCAGAGAUGCAUAAAGUUGAGGGAGCGUGGCACAUCUACUAUGCAGCCGGAGCUGGAGGCGAUGAACAGCAUGCGCAUGUCAUCAAAGGCGGCUCCUCCCCAUGGGACGCCUUCACGUACCUCGGCCAAAUGCGUCCCGACUGGUCUAUCGACGGCACGCUCCUCACAAUCGCCAACAAGAACUACUUCGUCUACUCCGGCCGAGACACCGACGGCGUGCAAAGCCUCUUCAUCGCACCCAUGACCGGCGCUGCCACGAGCGGACAACGCAGCCUCCUCGCCAAACCAACGCAAUCCUGGGAAACGAACGGCUUCGGCGUGAAUGAAGGUCCCUUCGCGCUGUACCAUGGCGGGCGCACUUGGUUGACGUUCUCGGCGAGUUUCUGUGGGACAGCGCAGUAUUCGCUUGGACUCUUGACAUACAACGGAGGUGAUCCUUUGCAGCAGGGAAGCUGGACGAAGUCGAAUGGGCCGGUGUUCAAGUCUGCCGAUGGCAACUAUGGGCCUGGGCAUAACAGCUUCUUCACCAGCCCCGACGGCUCUCAGAUCUGGAACGUCUACCACGCCACGAACAACUCGAAUGGCAGCUGUGGUGGGGAUCGGUAUGCGAAUGCCUUGAUUGUCAAUUGGAAGAGUGAUGGGACGCCGGAUUUUGGAGUGCCGCCUGAGGUGGGCGCUGUGCUUCCUGGGCCGAAGGGGGAAUAG
This is a messenger RNA of Zasmidium cellare ATCC 36951, 963 nucleotides long. Its product is annotated as glycoside hydrolase family 43 protein. Gene Ontology annotation, molecular function: hydrolase activity, hydrolyzing O-glycosyl compounds. The transcript is spliced from 4 exons. Lineage: Eukaryota; Fungi; Ascomycota; Dothideomycetes; Mycosphaerellales; Mycosphaerellaceae. The coding region runs from base 1 to 963 and encodes 320 amino acids. Gene Ontology annotation, biological process: carbohydrate metabolic process. The record is from RefSeq and is a predicted model, not a curated record.